This is a messenger RNA of Podarcis lilfordi (Lilford's wall lizard), 6789 nucleotides long. The record is from the annotation of a GenBank genome assembly. NCBI's taxonomy places the organism in Eukaryota, Metazoa, Chordata, Lepidosauria, Squamata, Lacertidae.
AUGGCUCAGAUUCUCCAGAUGGAGAUCCCCAACUUUGGUAACAGCAUCCUGGAGUGCCUGAACGAGCAGCGAUUGCAGGGCCUGUACUGUGACGUCUCGGUGGUGGUGAAGGGGCAUGCUUUCAAGGCACACCGGGCUGUGCUGGCGGCCAGCAGCUGCUACUUCCGGGACCUUUUCAACAACAGCAAGAGCACGGUGGUGGAGCUUCCUGCUGCUGUGCAGCCCCAGUCCUUCCAGCAGAUCCUCAGCUUCUGCUACACCGGCCGCCUCAGCAUGAACGUGGGCGACCAGUUCCUGCUAAUGUACACGGCUGGGUUCCUGCAGAUCCAGGAGAUCAUGGAGAAGGGGACUGAGUUCUUCUUGAAGGUCAGCUCGCCCAGCUGCGAUUCCCAAGGCUUGCACACCGAAGAGGCACCUUCCUCUGAGCCACAGAGCCCCGUGGCCCAGACCUCCACCUGGCCCUCCGGCAACACCCCCCUGCCCCUGGUCUCUCGCGUAAAGACGGAGCAGCAGGAGUCGGACUCUGUCCAGUGCACAUUUGUGGUUAAGCGGCUCUGGGAAAGCAGCCAGAAGGAAGGGGGAGGCGGAGGUGGAGGCGGCAGUAACGGCAGCCGCAAAAUGGCCAAGAUCUCCUCGCAGCAGGAGCUGAGCGGGGGUAACCGGCAGGCGCAGCAGCAGCAGCAGCAGCAACAGCAGUCUCAACAACAGGGGGCGCUAACGGGAGGCAGUGGAGGGGCAGGCGUGGUCAGUGGCCCCAGCACAUCAGACCAGACGAGCCCUGGUACCUCCAGUGCCUACACUAGCGACAGCCCCAGUUCCUACCACAAUGAGGAAGACGAGGAGGAGGACGCUCCUGAGGAGGGCUCUGACGAGCAGUACCGGCAGAUCUGCAACAUGUACACGAUGUACAGCAUGAUGAAUGUAGGCCAGACGGGUGAGUGGCAACGGCAGAUUGGUGACUGGACAACAUUCCUGUUCAGCUUCUUCCCUGCAGGAAGGGAAUUGGGUCAAGUAGCCCACCUGUGAUUUGGGGUUUUAAAAAAAAUCAUUGCAGAGAUGCAUUAUGGGGAAAGUUAUUGGAGGCUGGGGAAAGGAGUGCUUUUAAAUUGUGCGUUAAAACAUUUCGAUCUUACCCUUCUGGUGCAAAAGCGCCACUCAAAGUGACGCACAAAACCUUAAAAUCUGCAAUUCUGUUAAAACAGCAAUAUUAAAAAAUUGACAGAAGAAACUGGGCCAGCAGUUGAAACCAAAACAUAUAAAAGCCGUACAAUAGAAGUCUGCUGAAUUCAAGCAGUCUUCAACAACGGGGAAGCGGCAGUCUGAUAUCUCAGCUGGUUAGAGCAUGGUGCUGAUAAUACCAAGUUUGCCGUUUCGAUCCUUUUAUGGGACAACUGCAUAUUCCUGCAUUGUAGGGGGUUGGUAGGGUCCAUUUCAACUCUACAAAUCUGUGAUUCUAAGUGCCAACCACACUUCACAGGACAAGGCAUUCCAUAAGCUGGGUGCAGCCACUGAGCAGGCCUCCAUCUCUCAUCCCACUCAAAUGAAUUUUCACUAUCCACGGGAAUCUGUGGAGUUGGAUUGGCUCAGUCUGGGCCUCUUCACGUUUCACAGCAGAAGUAUGUACAUGAUAUUCAUCAUGUGUCCACUUCUGCCUGGUGAAAUGCGAGAUGAGGGCAUUGUCACCCACCCCUUCACACAAUACACGGCGGAAGUGCUGCAGUUGGGCUUGACACACCAUCUUGAUUCCGUGGGUGUUCUUGUGGUGUUAAAAAGUUGCUGCUUUCCAUACGUUAAGUAGUAGUGGAAAAUUGCUAAGUAUUUUAGAUGGCCUCUACUGUGUGAAGCACUCCCUGACAUAUUGAAAGCUGCCCCGGGGGCAGAGUAUCUGUAUUAAAGAGUCAAUUAAUUCUCUAUUUCUCACAGCCUUAGAAUCAAGCCUGGAUAUCCCUGCACCUUGGAGGUGUGGCUUGCAGGGAAGAGAGUGACCAGGGCUUUGAAACUGGACUCUAAAGAGGGAGCAAGCAAAGGUGGCCUGGGUUUUCUAGGGGUUAAUUCCUCGGGUGACUUUUACCUUGGGUUCCAACCAUCACUAUGGCCUUGUAUGUCCAUGUGGGAUAAGGCUGUCUUUGUGCCUUCUGAGUCUCUCUUUCCAGUCCAGUUUCCCAUGGCCAAAUACUCAAGGCUCUUGAGAUUUAGUCAGCAAAAAUGUGCACUGAAAAGAGCAGAUGUAGCAAGGAACUUAAUAAGAACUUAAGAGCUCUGAUGGAUGAGACCAAAGCCCAUCUAGUCAGUGCUCACACAAACCAACCAGAUGCCUAGGUGAAGUCUGCAAGUACAGCAAGAGGGCAGUAGCACUGUCCCGUUCAUGGUCCAUAGCAGGUAUCCCCAAACUCGGCCCUCCAGCUGUUUUGGGACUACAAUUCCCAUCAUCCUUGACCACUGGUCCUGUUAGCGAGGGAUGAUGGGAGUUGUAGUCCCAAAACAGCUGGAGGGCCAAGUUUGGGGAUACCUGGUCCACAGCAUACUGUCUCUCAUAUUAAACACAUAGCCAUUAUGACUAGUAGCCAUUUACAGUCUUAUCCUCCCACUAUUUUUUUUAAUCCUGUUAUGGUUAAGCUUCAUAGACCUAGAACUAUCAUACAUGCCUUAGUGACUCCUGGUCUAGACUACUGUAAUGCAUGCUACAUGGGUCAACUCUUGAAGACUGUUCAGAAGUUUUGGCAGAAUGCUGCUCAGUUGUAGACUCUUGAGCUGGCCUUCUUGUAUAACAUACUAAGAAUUUCAAAGAAUCACAGAAUCAUAGAGUUGGAAGGAACCACAAGGGUCAUCUAGUCCAACCCCCUGCAAUGCAGGAAUCUUUUGGCCAUUGUGAGGCUCAAACCCAUGACCCUGAGAUUAAGAGUCUCGUGCUCUACCGACUGAGCUAUCCUAGCAGUCACUGGCUGCUAAUUUAUUGCCUUAAACAGCCACAGUCCUGAUCACAGGGAACAUAUGAUCCAUCUACUGAGGAGGCCCUGCUGAAGUUUACAUCUUAUAUGAAGGACAGUUCAGCAUCCACAAGAAAUCUCUCUUUGAGUUCUAGUAUUCUAGAAUGCCUUCCCAUUGGCUGUGCCUUUAGCCUGCCCCCCUGCCAUCCUUUCAGAGGCAAUUUAGGACUUUUCUAAUCUUCAUUUGAUAGGUGACUUGUUACUUUUGAUCUACUCCAUUUGUGUGUUUGCUAGUUUAAAAUCAUUUAUGUUGUUUGUACACCAUUUUGAGAAAUGGUAUAUAAUCAAAUAAUAAUAGGAGGAGCAUUAGUAAAAAUGCAGUGUAAGCUGUAGUAUCAUUGUAGUUCAGACAUAAGCCUACUAUGUAGCCUUAAGAAAGUUGCUCUUGUCAGCCUCACCUCCCUCCCUCCCAGUAUUUAAUAAGGCUAUAACAAUUCUGCCUAAGGGGGGUUGUUGUAAAGAUGGCUGUGAAUUUUUAGAAAGCACUUCCGGAAAGUAUCCUAUAAAUAUGAUGUACUAUGCUCCUGACAGGUUCCUGCUUGAGAUGAGCAGUGCAAACAGAAACAUAAAAUCAUCCAGGCCUUAUGGAUUAUGGAUCUUUUGCCACCUGUCAGCAUUUCAUCUCCCUGCAUCCCAUUGAAUAGUGUGGAUCUAACCCUUUUCACUGCCUGGAGAUCCCUGUGGCAACAACAGCAAUGAGCUCUCCCCACUUUCACUUUUAUUGAAAAGAUAAAAACACAUAAGCUUCCAAACAGCUUUCUGUUCUUGUGAGAGGAGGAAAUAGUGAGAGGAGGAAAAGAAUAUAUGUUUGUGGUGGGAUAUAUACUUGUUGAGAUUCCACAGCUUUAAGCUUCAUUCCUUACUUGCUUUUCACACAUUUUCUUCAUGUUUUCCCUCCUCGCCUCCCUUCUCCUUUUCGCCCAGCAGAGAAAGUGGAAGCGCUGCCAGACCAGGUGGCCUCCGAGUCUCGCAACCGGAUACGGGUGCGGCAGGAUUUGGCUUCGCUGCCUGCUGAGCUCAUCAACCAGAUUGGGAACCGGUGCCACCCCAAGUUGUACGAUGAAGGGGACCCAGCUGAGAAGCUGGAACUUGUGACAGGUAAGAUAGGUGCCUCAGCUUGUUGGGGUCAAGUGGGGGGGGGCGGUGAGUGAGCAUGUAGGUUUCAAGCCAGUUGCAGUCAGGAGGAAAAAUCUGGCUGGCUUCCUAAAAUUAAUCCCAGUCUGAUGGAUUAGGGCCUUGUUGGCAGAACGAAGUGGCAGUUUCUCCCCCCCCCCCCACAAGAGCAAGGUGAUCCUGAUUAUUAGCCUACAAAAUACCAGAAGAUCCUUCAGGUUCAGGGGGGCUUCCUCUCUCAGAUUAAAAACAACAACUAGUAAAUCGGGUACCACAGCUCUCGUGGUUGCAGGUUGCAAGCAGGAGUCAAGAGGCUGGGGCUGCCUGAGUAGCACCCUGAAGUAAUGCAUGUGUAUGUUACAUAGAAAUUGACUGCUCAUGGCCUCAGAGUCUGAUUAGGCCUUGAGAUGAUCCUACCAGGGCAUCCCAGCUUCCAGCCCCUUGUACCUUUGUUCCGUGGCAUUCUCUGGUCAGUUAAAAGGAGCUGGCGGGGUCCUUGCCAUGCCCCGUUGCAUUAGACAAAGCAUACUCCGUGAGCACUGUUUCAAAUUAGCAGGAAAGACUUCAAACUCUUGAUCUAAAGACUAUUGGAAAGAAAGCCAGAAAAACAGGAAAUCAGUUUGUAAAUCUUGUUUAUGAGCUAAUCCAGCUUUUGGCUUUCCACUGCCCCACACUGCUGCAUCUCUUAUAGGCUGGAGCCCAGCACUGGGAUAGGAAGGAGAGAAACUGUGUUGGUACCCAAGCUAAGUAAGUCAUAUCCAGCACAUGCCACAUCCCGCUCAGAGCUAUCUUGGGGGAUUUGGUUCCUGCUGUUGGCCUUUCCUUUGCACGUGCCAAUGUACUUGCUCUGUCUGUACUGUGGGGAGUGAGUUGCUCAGUAGCCCAGCCUCUGCUGGGACCAGCAAGUCAAACUUUCCUUUCACACAGAAGUGAACUUCCUCUUUCUCAGGUAUUGGUUUGAAUCUGUCUUCCCAACAUCCCCAAUCCACCAAAGUUACUAGCCACAAGCACGUCCCCAAAAUGUCCGUAUAAAGCUGGCAAGAGCAUUAGAACUGGCCCUGCCUGGAUCAGGCCAAUGGCCCAUCCAGUCCAGCAUCCUGUUCUCACAGUCGCCAACCCGAUUCCUUUUGGAAGCCUGCUGAUGUUGUGUGCUCUCAAAAGCCACUUGUGCAGCUGUGUUUACAGGAUGGGACCAAACUCACCCAGGAGUUAAUGACUGUUAGCCAACUUUGUGCUUGCCAUAGUUCUGCACCAGCGGUUCUCAACCUGUGGGUCCCCAGAUGUUGUUGGACUACAACUCCCAUCAUCCUUGAGCUCUGGCCUUGCUAGCUAGGGGUGAUGGGAGCUGUAGUUCAACAACAUCUGGGGACCCACAGGUUGAGAAAGGCUGUUCUACACGGAGUUGGAAGCUGAGAAUGGCUGGAUGGAUCCCAUUAUAAUUGUUUCUUGUUGCUUCCAGAAAGCAUCUGGUAUUGCACACAAGUGAUUAGGUGGCUUAUGGGUCUGCACCCAAGUUGAAAGCUUGUUGUUUUCACAACAGGCCUUGUCUCUUUUCCCUGCCUAGGUACCAACGUGUACAUCACCCGGGCACAGCUGAUGAACUGUCAUGUCAGUGCUGGGACACGACACAAAGUGCUUCUCAGACGACUACUAGCAUCUUUCUUUGACCGGUGAGUGAGCCUCCCAGUGUGUAGGAAAGGGGGAAAGGCUCCGUUUUGCUCUGUUUCCAGCCCCUUUUUUUGCCACACCAUUUCUUUCUGCUUUUGAGGCAGGACUUCUGGGCUUGAGGAGUCCUGCCAGAGCAAGAGGCGAGGCAGGAGCUGGAACGGCUAGGAGUGGACAGUUAAAGGUGGGUGGGUGGAGAACAAUAAGAUGCUGCUGGUAAAGGAUUUAAAUGCUUUCUCUUUCACACCGCUUGCCAGGAACACCCUUGCCAACAGUUGUGGCACUGGAAUCCGCUCCUCCACCAACGACCCUAGCCGGAAACCCCUCGACAGCCGGGUGCUGCAUGCUGUGAAGUGUGAGUGUCUGCCUUAAUAGAUCCUUCUGCGGUGGGGAGGGAGCUUAGGAGUAUAUUAUUACUGCUUUCUUGAAGGGCACGAGGUGGGAAAUUUUAGCUGUGUGUCAUAUGGUCAAUAGGCAGAAUAUCCUAUUCCACCCUAUUGGAGCAUCCAGAUCCGUAAUGAUUCCAGCAGCGGAAGCAAAUGCAGAGCUGGAAGCGGGUCCUUUGUCUCACUCCAAGCUGUGGUUUUAAGAUUUACUGUGCUGUGAGUCACUGCAGGCUUCCACCAGCAUCUCGGGGGUCUUUGCUGGCUUGGGCAGGCGUUGGUGUUUGGGUUCCCGAGAGGCAAAGAGCUGUGAGGAUAUUGAUUCCCAGUUGCCGCUAUAGCGACCCUGAUCCGGGCUCACGCCCUUCUUCUCUUCCUCAGUUUAUUGCCAGAACUUUGCCCCCAACUUCAAGGAGAGCGAGAUGAAUGCAAUUGCUGCUGAUAUGUGCACGAACGCGCGGCGUGUUGUCCGCAAGAGCUGGAUCCCCAAACUGAAACUACUGAUGGCCGAGGGCGACACUUACACCACCUUCAUCAAUGACACUGGCAAGAUGGAGCCAGACAUCAUGGGGGUGGAGCACAGCUUCGAGACGGGCAGCCAUGACGGUGACGCAGGCACCUCCACCGAGGGCCUCCAGUAA